AUGCAGUCAAGUAAUUCUCUUGAGAAUACCUUGCAAAUGCUUGUGCAAACACAAAUGGUAGAGGAAAUGAAAGACAUGAAAAGCCAAAUGACAAAGUUAAACAUUUAUUUGGCAAUUCAAGAGUGUGGUAGACUUCCCGUUCAACCUCUAAUCCAUCAAAAAGGGAAACACAUGGCAGAAACCUCCACCUCUACAGAUACAAAUCUCAAAGAGGUUAAUGCCAUCACUACUCAAAGUGUUCAAACUACAGUUUCACCAUUAACUAAGACAACAAGUACGUCAAUGCCCACUCCAGAUGUUGAUGUACCAAUAAGCAUUCCAUUAAAGGCUCAUUUUCAUCAAGCAUUGAAAUCCAUUAGGAAGGUACUGGAAAAUCAUGACACCUUCCAGCAUUGCAUGAUAAGCAUAUGUAGUGAUAUGAUCGAGAAAUGCAUGGAAGUAUUCAUGGAAGAUUUGAUAGUAUUUGGAGAUUCCGUUGAAUCAACCCCUCUUAAUUUAGAAUCUGUGCUUGAACGAUGUAAAGAGAAAAGAUUAGUACUCAACUGGGAGAAAUGUCAUUUCAUGGUGCCAUCUGCCAUAGUCUUGGGGCAUGUCGUGUUGGAACAAAGAAUUGAGGUCGAUCAAUCAAAGAUUGAACUCAUAUCAAAGCUGCCCACCCCCAAGACUAUUAAAGACAUUCUAUCUUUCCUUGGGCAUCCAGGAUUCUAUAGGAGACUAGUCUAUAGCAAAGCAUGCCACCUUCCUAUUAAGUUGGAACAUAAAGCAUAUUGGGUUGUUAAAAGCCUAAAUUUUGAUCUCAAGGCGAGAGGACUCAAUCGUAAGCUUCAGUUGUCUGAAAUUGAGGAGCGAAGGGAUGAUGCUUAUGCCAACUCUAGGAUCUACAAGGCUAAAAUGAAAGCAUCUCAUGACAAGCAGAUCCUAAGGAAAGAAUUUGAUCCAAACCACCGAGUGCAUCUUUAUGACUCUUGUUUGCAUCUCCACCCUGGAAAGUUGAAAUCAAGGUGGACUGACCCAUAUGUUGUGAAAAUCAUCUUUCCCAAUGAUGUUGUUGAGGUCACAGACCUAAACGAUGGGAGAGUAUUCAAAGUAAAUGGUCAGAGACUGAAACACUACAUAGAGAGGGUGACCCAGCCUGAAGAAGUCGCUCUCGUGUAA
Messenger RNA from Humulus lupulus (European hop), 1155 nucleotides. RefSeq lists its product as uncharacterized. The record is from RefSeq and is a predicted model, not a curated record. Lineage: Eukaryota; Viridiplantae; Streptophyta; Magnoliopsida; Rosales; Cannabaceae. The transcript is spliced from 3 exons. Bases 1 to 1155 code for a protein of 384 amino acids.